Messenger RNA from Oncorhynchus kisutch (coho salmon), 7763 nucleotides. RefSeq names its product cysteine rich transmembrane BMP regulator 1 (chordin-like) (gene crim1). Gene Ontology annotation, molecular function: protein binding; serine-type endopeptidase inhibitor activity. The coding region runs from base 642 to 3725 and encodes 1027 amino acids. NCBI's taxonomy places the organism in Eukaryota, Metazoa, Chordata, Actinopteri, Salmoniformes, Salmonidae. Gene Ontology annotation, cellular component: plasma membrane; extracellular region. The record is from RefSeq and is a predicted model, not a curated record. The transcript has 17 exons.
GGGCGCAGCAGCAGGCGGAGAGUUGCACUGGAUGAUGAUAAACAUGAGAGAGAGAGAGAGAGAGAGAGACACACACACACACACACACUGAAUAUGCGAUAGCAAGAAACAGUUUAUUUCAAUUAGGCUAGUAAAGCGAAUCUCGGAUAGGAAGGUGACCAGAGGAUUGCGCUUCUACGCGAGGGAACAUAUAUUAUAGAGACGUUCUGUUGCAGUUACAGACGAGCUGAACAGGAAGAAUUCCCUUGCUUUCUGAGAGCGAGAAGGAGUGACUCUGAGGCAAUGAGACAUAAGAACAGUGAAGAAAGUUUCAAUUUCUAAAACAAACUGAAACUCACGACUACAGCGCGGAACACAGAAACCAUGCACUCUAUAUACAGUGUGGGGUAAUUGCCGUUUCAUGCGCAUUUUAACGGAUCGUUUACUUUCCUGGGUUACAAGAACCAGGACAAAAGUUUAUCUAACGGAACGUAUAACAACAUACAGCACAAAUCUAGACUGUUUACCGGAACGUUGAGCCUUUUAGAAGAACUGUGGUGUUCUUCGCAUUGCAUAGCUUAGCUGGUAUUUUCUACCUCGCUGGACUGGUGAUUUGUGGGUCCGCGGGCGGGUUGUGGAUAUAUAUAUUUUUUUUUUCUCCCAUGGCCUCUGCCAGGAUGUACUUUAUAACGAGAUGCAUUUUAAUAUCCAUGAUUUGGAAGAGCAACCGGGCUCUUUUAUGUCUGCCGUGUGAUGAAUCUAAAUGCGAGGAGCCAAAGCAUUGCUCUGGCGCCGUGGUGCUCGGUAUCUGCGGCUGCUGCUCCGUCUGCGCCAAACAGAAAAACGAGAGCUGCGGUGGUGUCUACGGUCUGUACGGGACUUGUGACCGGGGGCUCCGGUGCGUGAUCAGACCGCCGCUGAACGGUGGAUCCAUCACGCAGUAUGAAGUCGGAGUCUGUGAAGACGAAAACUGGGACGACGACCAGUUGUUGGGAUUUGAGCCGUGCAACGAGAACCUGAUCACGGGCUGCAACAUCAUUGAUGGGAAGUGUGAGUGUGACAGCAUACGGACCUGCAACAACCCCUUUGAGUUCCCCAGCCAGGACGCAUGCCAGACCGCUCUGAGGAAGAUUGAAGAGGAGCGGCCUGACUGUUCCAAGGCGCGGUGUGAGGUGCAGUUCUCACCCCGCUGCCCUGAGGACUCGGUUCUAAUCGAAGGCUACGCACCCCCUGGAGAGUGCUGUCCCCUGCCCAGCCGCUGUGUCUGCAGCCCUGCAGGGUGCCUGAGGAAGGUGUGCCAGCCUGGAUACCUCAACAUCCUGGUGUCCAAGGGCUCUGGGAAGCCUGGAGAAUGCUGCGAUCUAUACGAGUGCAAACCAGUGUUUAGUGUGGACUGCAGCACAGUGGAGUGCCCUCGUGUCCAGCAGGUUCAGUGUCCACCUGACAGCUAUGAGACCCAGGUGCGUCUCACCGCAGACGGCUGCUGCACCCUUCCCACCAGGUGUGAGUGUUUGCCCGGCCUGUGUAGGUUCCCUCAAUGCACUGCCGGGAGCUCCCCCGAGGUGGUCUUCCACGGCAACGGUAACCCCGGGCAAUGCUGUGAUGUGUACGAGUGCAUCAACGAGACCAAACCAGCGUGCAGCUUCAACGGGUCGGAGUACCAUGACGGAGACAUGUUCCGAAUGGACGCCUGCCGCUUUUGUCGAUGUCAGGGAGGGGUGUCGGUGUGCUUCACCGCCCAGUGUGGCAUCUUGCACUGUGAACGCUACUACGUCCCUGAGAGGGAGUGCUGCCCUGUCUGUGAAGACCCCAUCUACCCAGUGCUGAACUUUGCCGGUUGCUACGUGAGCGGGGAGAUCCUCGCACACGGAGACCACUGGCGUGAAGACGACUGUACGUUCUGCCAGUGUGUGAGCGGCAAUGCCCGGUGUGUGGCUGCCGCCUGCGGGCACAGCUGCCUCAACCCUGUGACUGUACCAGGAGAGUGCUGCCCAGUGUGUGAGGAGCCCACCUACAUCACGAUGGCGCCCCCUACCUGUCAGUCAUUAGAGAACUGCUCCCUGUCAGAGAAGGACUGCUUAUACGGAUUCCGACAGAACCUGAACAGCUGUCGCACCUGCCACUGCAAGACACGAGAAGAGCUGUGCAGUGCCCUGACCUCUGACUGUACCCUGAAGUGUCCAUUCGGCCUGCAGAUAGAUGCCCACGGCUGUGACGUAUGUCAGUGUCGCCCCAGACCCAAGAAGUGUAAGGCUGUGGUUUGUGACAAGGCCUGCCCCUUCGGAUUCAUAAAGAACAAGCAUGGUUGUGACAUCUGCCGCUGUAAGAAGUGUCCAGAGUUACCUUGUGACAAACCCUGUCCAAUGGGCUUCCAGCAGGACGAGUUGGGCUGCCUGAAGUGCCAGUGCAGAGACCAGAGCUCCUCAUCAGUCGCCCCAUCAGUGAAAAAGGGCUCAUGUCUGUCCAUGGAUGGAAGACGGCACGAGAAUGGGGAGAACUGGCACGAUGGCUGCCGGGACUGUUACUGCCACAGUGGCAGGGAGAUGUGUACCCUCAUCUCGUGCCCCGUGCCAGCCUGCGACAGCCCUGCCAUACGGACUGGACAGUGCUGCCCAUCCUGCCCAGAUGAGCCUAGCUCCCACAAACCAGACCUGGGGGACUCGUCAGUGUGCCUGGCCCCGGGGGGAGAGUACUUUGUGGAGGGGGAGACGUGGAACAUCGACGCCUGCACCCAGUGCACCUGUCACAGUGGGCGUGUCCUGUGUGAGACAGAGGUGUGCCCGCCCUUGCUCUGCCAGAGCCCAAUCAGAACGCAAGACUCCUGCUGCCCUCACUGCCCAGACGAGCCCAUCACUCCCCAAUCUCCCAGUAAUGACAGCAUGCCCAGCUACUGCAGGAACGAGGAGGGAGACAUCUUCCUGGCCGCAGAGUCCUGGAAGCCCAACACUUGCUCCAGCUGUGUGUGUCUGGACGGUCAGAUCAGCUGCUUCUCAGAGUCCUGCCCACCUGUUGGCUGUGCCAGGCCCGUGCUACGCAAAGGACAGUGCUGCCCCUAUUGCCUCGAUGCCACACCGCGAGCCGUGUGCCACUUCAAUGGGAAGACAUAUGCAGACGAGGAGCGCUGGGACAUAGACAGCUGUACACACUGCUACUGCCUUCAGGGACAGACCCUCUGCUCUACUGUCAGCUGCCCCGCCCUGCCAUGCCACCAACCCACCAUAGUGGAGGGCAGCUGCUGCCCCAUGUGUUCAGAGAUGUACGCACCAGCCCCCACCAACGUGCCCAUCGAGAAGACAGACCAGCAUGGAGACAGGAACCAGCCUGCCUGGCCCACACGCAGUGAAAAUGACAUCAUGCCCCAGUUCAGAGGGGACUUUGGUAGUCUCCAAAUGCCCUAUCUGGAUGGGAAGACCCCAGUUCCCAGUGAGGACACCAAACUGCACUCUGUGGCUUGGGUGGCACUGCCCAUCGUCAUGAUGCUCUUCACCAUCACAGCUCUGCUCUACGUCAACCAGAAGAAGCAGUGGAUCCCUGUGCUCUGCUAUCGCACCCCCACUAAGCCCACCUGCCUCAACAACCAGCUGGUGUAUGUGGACUGCCAGAAAGGUACCAAGGUGCAGGUGGACAGUUCGCAGCGCAUGCUCCGGAUCGCCGACCCUGAUUCUAGGUACAGCGGUUACUACAGCAUGCAGAAACAAAACAACUUCAACAACCUGCAGGCCGACAACUUCUACCAGACUCAGUGAGACAGACUGGCCUCACCUCGCGUCCUGUACUCAGCAGUCAGCAAGCAGCCAAAACCAGAGAGAGAGAGAGAAAGAAUGAGAGAGCACCUUACCUACAGUACCGUCAGAACAACUAUGACUUACCACAGACAGACUAAGACAUGUCACCAAACCUAUAAGAUGACAAGAUCACUAGCAAACUAGCAAAGAUCACUCCAAACAAAAAAAGAACAGACAGACAAUUGACAAUGUCCUCAAGAUUAAUAACAAACCAAACAAAAUAGAAUAGAAUUAGGAUUAUGAUGACACAAUGGGAGAACCAGAAUCUAGACUUUCCCUAGAUUAUUAUAAUAAAAAAUGAUUGUGAGUGAGUGUUACGUGUGUGUGUGUGUGUGUGUGUGUGUGUGUGUGUGUGUGUGUGUGUGUGUGUGUGUGUGUGUGUGUGUGUGUGUGUGUGUGUGUGUGUGUGUGUAAAGUUAGAUAUGAAGCUUUGGGAUUAGGACAAACUGGGUAUUUUUCAAGCUAUGGUAUUUUCCUGCAUUCCUGCUUCCUUGAAAAAGGCCUUUGAAGAGAUAAACCGAAUAAUCCAAGCUAUUGUUUUCUGUUGAACACUGAACUUUUAGAACCAAAGCUCCUCUGACUGUCUGUCAAAUAAAAAUCACACCCUGUGAGAGCGAGGCUAGAGGAACGCUGUGGCCUGUCUGAGCUGAGCUAAGCCAUGGCAGGACGGACUGACGACUGCCGGACUUCAUGUGGCGACUCAGACGAAAGAGAGUGAACGAAGGAAAGAAAGAGAGGUCAGACACCGUAGACCCCAUCACAGACAGAACUCAACUGAGCACCUCUCUCAGGUCUGUUCAAGCUGGACUGUUCCUCCCUUCUUUCCUUCCUCUUUUCCUCCCCUCCUUUGAAAACGUCAAAAUUGGCUAGUUGUCUUUUCUUUUCCUGUGGAACGUCACCUGUUGGAAAGGAAGUGGACAGAAAGAAAGAAGCGCCACUCGCUCCGUCACCAGGCUGUCGUUCUCCCUGGUCAGUCGUUUGGAUUUCUAAUAUCUGUUUAUUUUUCUUGGAUGUUCUCAUUUUCCUCGUCAUUUUCAAAUCUCCAUCAUAUUUUGGCUAAAUGUAUUUAACAUCAAAGGACAAGUUGACUUUCACUCACUCCAAACAAUGGUGUCUUUUAUUUUGGAUAAAGAAUAAAGGGGUUCCGGUUGAUAAAGGCAGGAUGAAGCGAGUGUAUUUCUUGAGGACUUGAGCAUAUGCUUUAUAAGUGCUGCUUUGCUUCUGUAAAUCUGUUUUCCACUGAGUCACACACACAUAGAGAUACUCUUUGGCUCCUUUAGGAAACACUGAGAAUACAAGGCAACAUAGUAUCAUCGAAUAUGUUCAAAUGUCUUUUCUCUUGGGGUCUCUGAAGACGAGCUACGGUAAAAGUAGCUCUUUGAUAUUUUUCCUCCUUCCUUUUGUUUUGUUUUAUUGGCUGUGCGACUAACAGUCUCCUCUUCUGGAGGCUGUUGCAUCACCUCGUUUUACCCAAGCACCUUUGUUAUUUUAGUCUUUGCAACAAACAAAAAAAUUGGUUUCAAACAUUAUAGGAACACUUAUGUACAUAUUACUGCAACAGAUGAAAAUAUUGUGUGACUAUAUAUGUAUGUAUGUUGUGUAUGCAUGUAUGUAGGUGUGUCAACACACAUUCAAUACAUACAAGGUUUGUUUUCUUCACAUGUACAUUUCUCCAUUCAUUUCCUAUUGAAUGUAUUUAUGAUUGAGAAAAGAGAUGUGAUGUAAUAAUGGCACACUUGAUGAGAACUAGCAUUCCAUUUGCCUUGCUUGUUUGAAAAAAAGUCAAAAAGAGGAGUGAUAGAGACAGGACGGAAAAAAGACGAACGUCAAUCUUUUUUUCUCAUUUAUUUGAUGUCAAUUUUUUUUUUUUUUUAAACCCAUUGUAUGUCCAUGAGGGCUUUGUUUGAUUGGUCUGUGAGUUCCCUAUCUAUUUGUGUCAAUCUGCUUCCCUGAAUGAAGCAAUGUCCAAAAUGCCAACCAUAUAAUGACAAGUGAGUUCUGGGCUGAGCAGUACCAGGCUCUCUCAAUCUUUUAUUCUUCUCUUUCAUUUGCUUCUGAUGUCAAAACUACUGGAAAGUGGGUGGACAUAAGCUCUGGGAGAGAGGGUGGGAUGGAGGGAUGGAGGAAGGGAGGGGUAGUAGUCGACUUGUGAUAGUUUGUCUUGGGUGUAUCUUAAUCUGUCUGACAAAAAUGUACGUAGAAUCAUACAUCUUGGCACUUUUAUAUAGAAAAUAACCUUUUGGUGUUUUUUUUUACAAAUACUUUUCUUUGAAAUAGGUGCCCUUAGUUUUUUUCUGAGCCCUGUGAGAUCCAGUGUUACAAAUUAGGUUCCAGUUGCUUCUGAAUAUUUGAUCUGCAAAACCACAACUUAAAACUCUGCAUAAUAGUGUGUUUAAUGUAGAACUGUAAAAACAAGAAUCUAGUAAUAAUCCUACAGAGCCAAAUCACAGUUACUGUAUGGAGGCACUGCAUUUCUGUUCAUAGGUAAGUAUUUCUGACAGGGGUGCAUCUUUCACAUGUCCCCCCCCAACAUUCUGAAAUAAAAAUGUUGUCCCCCCUCCCCAAUUUUAUCAUUGGAAUGUGAUACAAGACGAGGCAACUGUGUGCUUUAGGACCAUGUGGAUACCUCUGAGCGGUCGGGUAGGCUGUUUGGAGUGUUUAUCCGACUGGAUAAAAAAAUACAAAAUAAAUUAUGCCCCCCGCUCUUCUAAAACCAAAGUUGCGCCCCUGAUUUCUGAUAAGAGGGAGAAAUAUUUAACUUUCAAAACAGUAAUUGCAACUGAAGCUUGCUCUUGUUCUAAGUUUUCUCCAAACAUAGGACUAACAUACUCAAAUCUACUGUAUAACCAACAGCUACUGUAUGUUUUCAAAGAACAGUUGAUUGGUUCGAUUCUCCAACCUAUUAUGCAGCUCUAUCAUCUGGACACAAACCACGUUAUUCAAACCCCACUUAAAAUCCACAUAAAUUGAGAUCGUUGAAGUGAUGAAUAAUAGUGAUUGAUUUGAUUAUGUUCUAUUGUACACACACAUCACCUUGACUGGCUGAGUUCUUAUAUGACUUGGCUGUAGGUGGCAGGACAUGGCUCUACAACUCUUGCUUGAGUAAAGUGCUACUACAAGAUAAGCAUCUUAUUCACAAUGGGUCUUACAGGGUGAAAUCUUUGUAUUUUUCAGUGCAUCCUCCAAGUAUUGUUGUAAAUACUUGAGCAUCACUUGCCAAAUCAAAAAUAAACACACAAAAAAACAUGGUUGAAAAGAAAGAGAGAGAAAAAAUACAAUUUAAUUUAUUGUGUUAAAUGACCGAAAUAAUUUAUUAAUGAGUAAGGUAAUUGAACAUGAACAUAAUAGGAGAUGAAAUGAUAAUGCAACUGAAAUUGUGAAACUGUUUUGGUGUUGUGUUGGUCUCAAAGAGCGUUUAAAUAAGGUUGUACUUUAGGCAGGUGGAGAAGUUUGAGGAUCACAAGCUCCCUCAUCUUUAAUCAGGGUUUUUGGACACCUAUGGACCUGCCUGAUCCCAGAUCUGCUUUGUGCUGUCUUGCCAACUUCUAUGGUCAUUGUCAUUGCACUUUGAUUGUCACGCAGUGUGAUAACGACCAUAUGAGUUGGCUAGCUAGACAACACGAACAGAUCUAGGAUCAGGCUAGAUCUGUCUUGUCCACGCACAAAAGCCUGACGACCUGAUGAGCCUGUUCCUCUGUCCCAAUAAAGAUAGCCCUUUGAGAUGGGAGGGAUAUCUCUCUGUCCCCAUUCUUUCCCUUUACUCCUUUAAUUUACACAACUGCCAAUCCCCUUUAUAGGCUGUAUAGUACCGUUGUUUUAUGCUUAUGUAAAAAUAACAUGUUGAUAUUGAUAAUGAUGAUAUUGCAAAAACAAGAUCCAUAAAGAGUCAUAGAUAAAGACUUGGUUCUGAAUUUCCCGUAGCAACAGCGGAUUCUUUUGCAGGUUCCUGUAUUGUUUUUGUUUAUUUCUUUGCAGCACAAUAAAUCAUUUGAAAACAGA